Phyllostomus hastatus (greater spear-nosed bat) is the source of this 399-nucleotide messenger RNA. Its product is annotated as fatty acid-binding protein 9-like. Gene Ontology annotation, biological process: fatty acid transport. The transcript is spliced from 4 exons. The record is from RefSeq and is a predicted model, not a curated record. Gene Ontology annotation, cellular component: nucleus; cytosol. Gene Ontology annotation, molecular function: fatty acid binding. Bases 1 to 399 code for a protein of 132 amino acids. Lineage: Eukaryota; Metazoa; Chordata; Mammalia; Chiroptera; Phyllostomidae.
AUGAUCGAGCCCUUUUUGGGAACUUGGAAACUGGAAUCCAGUGAAAACUUUGAGGAAUACUUGGAACAACUAGGAGUGCCUGUUACAAUCCGGCACCUAGCCGCAUUAGAGAAGCCAAAAAUCAGUAUUAGCACCAAUGGGGAUAAGGUGAGCAUCAAAACAGAGAGCUCUUUCAAGAACUUUGAGAUCUCCUUCAAGCUAGGGGAAGAGUUUGAUGAAACCACAGCAGAUAACCGGAAAGUGAAGAGCAUCAUAACACUAGAUGAUGACUCACUGGUCCAUGUCCAAAAAUGGCUUGGCAAAGAGACAACAAUCAAAAGACACAUUGUAGAUGGAAAAAUGGUAGCGAAACAUACCAUGAAUAAUGUUGUCAGCACACGAGUCUACAAAAAAGCAUGA